Acanthaster planci (crown-of-thorns starfish) is the source of this 3866-nucleotide messenger RNA. RefSeq names its product transmembrane O-mannosyltransferase targeting cadherins 4 (gene tmtc4). Gene Ontology annotation, biological process: endoplasmic reticulum unfolded protein response; protein O-linked glycosylation via mannose. Gene Ontology annotation, cellular component: endoplasmic reticulum. Gene Ontology annotation, molecular function: mannosyltransferase activity; protein binding. NCBI's taxonomy places the organism in Eukaryota, Metazoa, Echinodermata, Asteroidea, Valvatida, Acanthasteridae. The record is from RefSeq and is a predicted model, not a curated record.
CCGCCGCGGGCAUUAAAUCAGUCGGAUCGUCGUCGUGUUCGGGGGUAAAAGUAUCCUUCUGCAGUUACGUGCUGAUCAGCGUACCCAUCAUCGUCACAAGACCCCAUGAGAUCGUCACAAAAGACCUUCAAGUCAGUACGGGCGAUUCGCAGGAGUGCAGUAUUCAAAUUACAGGCUAUUCAGAUGAUCUGCAACUAAUCCAUAGAGGUUAUGCGCGGCAGCCAUCUUCCUGGUCAGUGCUUUGUCAUUGGGGAUAAUACGAAAGGUCUACUCAUGUGUAGCCCUAUGACAAAAGCAAAAGAGAUGCAUCAUCAGUUCGUGUAAGUAGCAGGAUGGAAUGAAGCAUAAGGCAGUGGAUGAGUCUUUGUCUUAUAUUCAUCAAUGCCAAAUCCCAUAUGGCAGAACGCUUAGCAGAACCCGGACAACAUGACACACCAGGGAUCCAAUCACCACAGGCCUGCCAGCCAUAAUCGGAUUAAGGCGGCCCCUACAGGGGGCGGAGUCAGAGCAAGGAGGAAUGGCAUCCAUCAUCAUCAGCAAGAAAAAAUUGAUUCUCAGAACAACAUCCUGAAGAAGUCGGGGGAAGCAACUCUGCAAUCAACAAAUCGAGAAUGGGACUGUGGCAUCCCUAUUCCUGAACUCUCAUUAAGAAGCUGCACCUGCUUGGUUGCCAUCUUGUCUCUUUUCUGCUAUUUAAACAGUUGCUGUGGCGAUUUCGUCUUUGACGAUGCAGAAGCAGUGCUUAGCAACAAAGACAUUAAGCCAGAGACACCGAUCAGUGAAUUAUUCCAAGAUGACUUUUGGGGUGAGAGAAUCGUCAAGAAUCAUAGUCAUAAAUCCUACAGACCUCUCACUGUGCUAUCCUUCAGGUUGAACUACAUCCUAAGUGGUGGCUAUCACCCCUUUGGUUUUCAUUUGACUAAUGUCAUCUUGCACUCCUUCAUCAGUGUCUUUUCACUCCGCAUCUUCUCCGUCAUCUUCAGUGAUGCUCAUUCUCGUCUUGAAGCAGAGAAGCGUCAACAUCAAUGUCAAACAUUCCCAGCUCCUAGAGCUAGUUUACUGUGUUCUCUUCUGUUUACAGUGCAUCCUAUCCAUACAGAAAGUGUGGCUGGGAUUGUGGGCAGAGCUGAUCUGUUAUCCACUGUAUUCUUCUUUCUGUCCUUUUAUGUCUAUGUUGCUGCAUUGCAAAAAGACGCUAGUCAUUCUCUUCUGAAGUUAUCAUGUUCUAUAUUGUGUUGUGCUGCAUCAAUGCUGUGUAAAGAACAGGGCAUUACUGCCCUUGGUGUCUGCAUAAUUUAUGACAUCAUCGUCAACUGUCAAGUAGACAUUCUCCAAGUCUUCCAGAGGUUCCUAAUUCAAACCAAAUCCCAUGCUCCUGGUCAUCCAAAAUGGCUGCCUGGUCUAGUGACCAGACUCUUUGUAGUGUCUCUGUGUGCUUUAGUACUGUUGGUUGGGAGAUUUAUCAUAAUGGGCAGUGGGCCACCGCCAUUUCAACCGUCUGACAAUCCUGCGUCAUUCGCUGAUGGAUUUCUGACGCGGGUGACAAACUAUAACUUCAUUUAUGCGCUCAACCUGUGGUUGUUAAUCUUUCCUCACUGGCUUUGCUUCGAUUGGUCAAUGGGAUGUGUGUCUCUGAUUCAAUCAGCCACUGACAUCAGGCUGCUUGCCCCAAUUGCAUUGUGGGUACUGUUGGCUUGUCUGAUCUACAGGUGUGUGGUUGGUCAACCCAGCCACAACAAAAGGGUUCUUACAAUGGCCUUAGCCUUCCUCAUCAUUCCCUUCCUUCCUGCCUCCAAUCUCUUCCUCCGAGUUGGCUUUGUCAUCGCUGAGAGAGUCUUGUAUCUGCCCAGUCUUGGCUUCUGUAUGCUACUGACGCUGUUAAUCAAUAAGAUUUCAUGUAGUCCUGUAUCUAAGAGGGCUGUGCGAGGUCUCUUGGUUGUUCUGAUGGCUUGCUAUAUUGGUAGAUGUAUCCAACGCAACCAAGAUUGGAUGACAGAGGAAAAACUUUAUAAAGCUGGAUUGGAUGUGUGUCCACAGAAUGCCAAAGUUCAUUACAAUAUUGGUAAGAAUGCUGCUGAUCGUGGUAACUUAGAAGAAGCUAUCACAUACUACAGACAAGCACUGAGUUUGAAUCCUGUCUAUGAUCAAGCUAUGAACAACCUUGCCAACCUGCUGAAAGAUCAAGGACGUCUUACAGAGGCAGAGAAGCUGCUUCAAAAGGCAGUCCAAAUCAAACCACAGUUUGCAGCAGCUUGGAUGAACCUGGGCAUUGUUCAAGCUGUUAUCAAGAAAUAUACGGAUGCUGAACAGAGCUACAAGACAGCUCUGUUUCAUCGUCCUAGAUAUGCAGACUGUUACUUCAAUCUUGGUAACAUGUACUUGGAACUCCACCGAGAUAAUGAAGCUUUAGGGGCGUGGUUGAACGCAACAUCCUUCCAAAGUGACCACGCUCAAGCCUGGAGUAACGCCGUGGUCCACUUAGAAUCACUUGGUCGAUAUGAGACAGCCAUAUUGGUUGCCAAGGAAGCCAUGAAGCAUGUUCCACAGGAGCCAUCCAUCUAUUUUGGCCUGGGGAACGUACUGGGCAAAGAGGGACGUUAUCAGGAGGCCGAAGAAAACUUCUUAAAAGCGAUUCGCCUGAACCCCAUGAUGGCUAAUUACCAUGGCAACCUCGGUGUAUUGUACCAUCGCUGGGGAAAGUUCAGUGAGGCUAGAAAGCAUUACUUAUCAGCACUGGAGUUAGUUCCAGAAUCUGACAAUGUUCGAGAGAACUUAAAGAAACUUGAGCAAACCAUGGCAAAGAAGAAGACCAAGAAACAUACGAGAAAUUGAACUCUUUAUCAUCAAGACUAUUGCUGAGAGGACCACAGCAUUGCAGUCAGGUGCCAUCAUCAACAACUUUUCAGCUCGUCACAGUUUUACACAAGGAGCUUGUGUAGCUGCCAAAGUCAUUCCUCAUUGAUCAGGUACAAGCUCCUACAAUUUUAGUUUUCCAUUAAGCAAGGAAAAUUGAAAGAAGCAAGAUAAGAACCUGUAGUUGUAGAAAAACUGUACCAGCAUAUCUUACAACUAUGCGGUAAUUUCUGAAUUUCACUAUUCUUCACUUCAGGAAGUUUCUUGUAAAUUUGUUGAGGCUCUGCGGUUCUAUUUUUGCAGAAAGACCUGUACCCCAUUUUCCUCCAUCAGCUGUGUAUGGGUAACAAUUACAAAAGAGACCAAAUUACUUCAAAAAAGCUACCAACUCAGAAUUAUGACAUGAAAUUACAGUUUUUCAUAUCUAAUCAUGAAAAUAUCUAAACAAAGUAUGGUUUCUGUGCUGCCACUUCUUAAUGUUUGUAUUCAUAGAUGCAAUUACUUUGUUGUGAACUAAGAAUUGAUAAACUGAGUAAUGAUAACUUUAAAUAGAAACUUUUAACAAUACUUGAACUCUUGUAGAAUUUUAUCAAUUUCAAUUCAGCCCAAGUGGAACAUGUGGAAGUAUAUUUUUAAAAAAGUGAAGAAGUUCUGAAAUUGCAAUGCGAACAGAAGUUUUAUCAAAAGCUGACACAGGGUCAGUAAUUGAAAGGACACAAGUCUUGACAAAUGGGGAAAAAUUCGCAAUAUUUUAUUAAUCUCUCGAUAAUGCAAUUUUCUAUAUCUCUUCUAUUUAAUAAUAAUAACUAAUAAUAACUUACCAGCUGUGUUUGAAAAACUGUAGAAUAUAAUAUAUUUCCUGAAUUCUUUGUUUUGACUUGAAAGUUUCCAUUAAGCUGAAUGAGUAACCAUAACAACAUUACACUGCCGUUAAUGUAAUAUCGAAUGUAUUCUCGUGGAAAUAAAAUCUUUAAUUACUCAACUUGGUAAAUAAAUCUUAUGGAGCUCACAGA